GAGGCCAAGGGAGACGACGCCAAGGCCGCCUCGGCCCGGGAGCUCCGGGCCGUCCAGCUGGAGGCCGACAAGCUGCGCACGGAGCUGUCUGGCGGCGCCCUGCGGAUCAACCCGCUCGCCCUGCGCUUCUUGGGCGCCGUCAAGAGGCUUGCUGGUGAGGUCACGCCGGCAGACUCGGCGGUCGCGCACAGCGGAUCGGAAGGCGACCUGGGGCAGGCCAUCGCUCACUUGGACUCCGUCGCCUGCAACGUUGAGGACGGUGUGCAGCGCGUCCUGUCGGAGCUGCGAGAGUUGCGGCUGCGGACGCAGGAGCAGGACGAGGAGAUUCGAGAGCUGAAGGUGCGCGGAGCGGCAGGCGCUGACGCGAGCGCGGCGCACCAGCGCGACCUCCAGGAGCUCCAGGACAGGAUCACAAGGCUGCAGGAGGAGCUCGCGGAGAUGCAGAGGGGCGUGGACGACAGGGCCGCCCAGGACAUGCAGAGGCGGGAGCUCGUCGAGACGCUACGCAUGGAGGCCUGCGAGCUGCGGCAGCGCUUCGGGGACAGGCUGACGGGCCUCGAGGGCGAACGAUCGCGCUUGCAGCGCAAG
This is a messenger RNA of Prorocentrum cordatum, 588 nucleotides long. The record is from the annotation of a GenBank genome assembly. Lineage: Eukaryota; Dinophyceae; Prorocentrales; Prorocentraceae.